Messenger RNA from Ceratina calcarata, 1768 nucleotides. Its product is annotated as LIM/homeobox protein Awh. The transcript has 4 exons. Lineage: Eukaryota; Metazoa; Arthropoda; Insecta; Hymenoptera; Apidae. Gene Ontology annotation, molecular function: RNA polymerase II transcription regulatory region sequence-specific DNA binding; DNA-binding transcription factor activity, RNA polymerase II-specific. The record is from RefSeq and is a predicted model, not a curated record. Gene Ontology annotation, biological process: neuron differentiation; regulation of transcription by RNA polymerase II. The coding region runs from base 268 to 1326 and encodes 352 amino acids. Gene Ontology annotation, cellular component: nucleus.
ACGGAACCGAAUAGGGACCGAUUUUCUGAUCCUUUUGCGAUCUUCUUUUCUAUCACCGCCGAUAUCAUUUGUUCUCUCUCGGUUUCCGGGUUGUAGAUUUCAAACGAUUCACGCGGCUCGUUGGAAUCGCGAUGGUAACGCGAGUUUCGCGCAAAGACGAAGUGUUGUGAACUCGGUGACCGAUGGUAGCCGUCGUAGGUGACUCUUUCGGUUGCAUUGCGAUCAUGGAAUUGGAACUAAUUUGGUAAUUCGACGGACACGGGAACGAUGAACAUGAAGACCGAGAUCGAGACGGAGACCGAGUGCUCGAACAACAACGAUAACAGCACCAACAAUAACAAUAACGUGAACGUAAACAAUAAUAACGUGGCGAACGCCAAGAAGACUGGUAGCAGUUUAAUCGGGAAGAACGAGAACCAGCAGGAUGGGAUCGGACUGGGCAUAGGGAUAGGGAUAGGAAUAGGGAUGGAGAUGGAGAUGGAGUGCGGUGGUUGCGGAAAAAGCGUUCACGAGCGAACGGUCCUCUGUGUCGGGGGUCGUACCUGGCACUCGAGGUGCCUGAGAUGCUGCGCUUGUGCCAGGCCUCUACACGAUCAGCACUCUUGCUUCCUCCGAGGGAUGCGGCUAUACUGCAGACAGGACUAUGCCUUAACGUUUGGCGCGAAGUGUGCGAAAUGCGGUCGGAGCGUGGGCGCGGGGGACUGGGUGAGGCGGGCCAGGGAGAGAGUGUAUCAUUUGGCUUGUUUCGCCUGCGACGCGUGCUCGAGGCAGCUCUCCACCGGCGAACAGUUCGCCCUGCUGGAUGCCAGACUGCUCUGCAAAGCUCACUAUCUGGACGUGGUCGAGGGUAACAACACCUCGUCCUCGGAGGACUGCGACUCGGAGCACGGUGGCAAGGGCAGCAAGACGAAGAGGGUCAGGACGACUUUCACGGAGGAACAGCUAUCGGUUCUGCAGGCGAACUUUCAGCUGGACAGCAAUCCCGACGGCCAGGACCUCGAGAGAAUCGCUCACGUCACGGGCCUGAGCAAACGAGUCACCCAAGUCUGGUUCCAGAACUCGAGAGCCAGGCAGAAGAAGCAUAGCGGGAAGAUCAAGACGCAAAUGCACCAUUCGCCACCGAUUCAACAUCAUCCGGGGGAUUUGUAUUCGACCGGAGUGAACAUGGUCGGCGCCUAUCUGGGUGGGUAUCAAGGUGGCAGCGCGGGAAGCGAAAGUCCUGGUAGCCCGUUGACACCUCUCACACCCUUGACGCCUCUGACGCCGACGACGACGACGACGACGCCCAGCCAGCUUCAAGUCCAGUUCUGUCAUCAAACGGGCUGAUUCCGAUCGACUGCGUUUCAUAUCCUACGUUCAUGAUUCGCGGUAUCCAAUAUUUUGUACGUUUCGACGUUUUGUACAUAGGAUAGAUACGAACAGAAUUCGUAUCGGAGAUUUUUAAUAACUUUACGAAUAGACGAAACAAUUAUUUAUUCCGUUCCUAUCAUUCUCGUUAAUUAUUCUUCGUAAUAGAUCUUAGUUGCAUUCUACCAGCGGUUACCUACCUUAUUUUUACAAUAACAAUGUACAUACGCGUAGAUCUGUCAUUUACUCACGAUAUCUGAUUACCUUAGGUGUGUAUUUGUAACUUUUGUACAUAAACCUAUGAGAAGUCUUUUAACGAGUAUAGUAUGUAGUCGAUAUCGGUCCGAUGCGACGCUGUAUCCACUCAUUAUCGCAAUACUGUAACCGUACUGUUAAUAAUAAAAACUUCUUUUACUGUUCA